Molecule: messenger RNA, 4096 nt
Organism: Drosophila bipectinata
Lineage: Eukaryota; Metazoa; Arthropoda; Insecta; Diptera; Drosophilidae
Biological process (GO): regulation of transcription by RNA polymerase II
Cellular component (GO): nucleus
Molecular function (GO): DNA-binding transcription factor activity, RNA polymerase II-specific; RNA polymerase II transcription regulatory region sequence-specific DNA binding
Source: RefSeq, a predicted model, not a curated record
GUAUCACUAACAACACCAACAAAAAACGGCGACGAUUUUAUUGGCAAUUUUUUUUUUUAAAUCUAAAAGCCAGCGGGAAAAUUGAACGUGUGCCGUACCGAAGAAGGAGCGCGGCGUUGAGUAAGCAACCGAACCAGUGACCAGCGAUACCGCAAUAGCACCGGCGGCGCUAUGAGCGUGCUGGCGUAUCCACGUACAAACGACGAGGAGAUUUUCCGUCAGUGCACCAAGGACUGUGGCGUGGUGACGGCCACAGAUGACUUCCAGUACUUUGCCCUGCGAUGCGUGGUCUGCAGCGAGAAGUUCCGCUACUUCGACUCCUUUAUCGGACACAUGCAAACAGUGCAUCUGGGCGAUCAUCCCGACUCUGAUGCCAAUGAGCCCCCCUUUAGAUUAGGUGAGCCAGUAUCGCUGUCGGCCCUCGACCGGGGCAGCAAUGGGGAUCUGCCAAACUUCCAUGAGAUCGAAGACUUGACGGACGCCGAUACGGCUCUGCUGGAGCCGCAAAUGGUUAUUAAACAGGAGCUGCAGGAUUUGCCCUGCAGCGACGAUGACAUAGCCGAUGAAUACGACGAUGACGACGACCGGCUGCCAGGAUCCGAGGCGAACGAAGAGGACGACGACGACGAGGAGACUAUACUGCCUGAGAGCGUUCCGGCAGUGAGCGCCAAGCCGAAAACAAGGAUGAAGGUCACCAAACGGCGCCAGAGAGUGGACGUGAAAAACGAGCCGCUAAUUGUCGAGGGAGAGUCUUCCUUGGACGACUACGACUCACAAAUGAUGGACGAUAACUCGGGCGAGUACAUGGACUACAGUGGGGUGGAGGAGACAAGUCAUGGAGCCGAAGGCGACUUUCCCAACUACGACGAAAUGGUCGAGGAAUCACUGCUGGGGCGGGAAAGGGCAGUAACGAUGCACAUCAAGGACCGGAAGAUGAUCAAGUUUCUGAUCCAGUCGUACAAGCGCAAUCCCUUCCUGUGGGAUCACAGCAAUCCACAGUUCCGGGACCGGGUGAAACGCGCCCGCUUCCUGGACUGGAUCGUGCUUGAGUUCAAGAGCCGCUUCAACAUUUCCCUGGCCAAGGACGCCAUCACCCGCAAGUGGGACAACCUGAGGACAGUGUACAAACGGGAGUGCAAUCGCAUGGCCCUGGAGAACACGAACGUCAGUACGCUGUGGUACUUUAAGGAGCUGCUGUUCCUCAAUGAUGUCUACAGCUACGCUGACAAGAUGACCAAAACGGUGGUAAAGGAGGCGAACUACCGUCGUCGCUUCUCGGCCAUUUGGAGCGACACCUCGACCUCCAGGCUACUGACCAUGGUGAAGCGGUAUCAGUGCUUCUACAACCGCUUCGAUCCCGACUACCGCAGCAAGGAGCGGCGCGGCGAGGGCCUCCAUCAGAUGGCCGUGGAGCUGCAGGAGCUCAUCGACGUGUCCACCAUCCAGAUCUCGAAACGAAUUUCGCAGCUGCGCUUCGAUUACUCCAAGCAGAAGAUGGAGCGCCUCAAUUGCGAACGGCUGGGGCGUCCCUUCACCUCAAAGUACAUCUACUAUGAGCAAAUGAGCUUCAUGGACGGCGACAUACCGCCCUUCAAGUGCCAGCACUGUCCGGAGAUUGUCCAGACAUUGAGGGAUAUGGACCUGCAUCUGCUGAGCCAUCAACCGAGCUUGGGUGGCGGCUACUACUGCCACAUCUGCACCAUCCAGUUCACCAGCAGCGAGGAGUUCAACAGCCACAAGGAGCUGCACUUGGGCGUCGGUUCGGACGUCAAAUUCAACUGCGAACUGUGCACGGCCAGUUUCCGGGAGAAGGCCAACUACGACGAGCAUCUGCGCCGGCACAACGAGGAGCUGUUCCUGCCCUCGCUGGCCCUCAACCACAGCAUCAUUGAAUGCGGCGACGACGAGCCCGAGAGUAAGAUUGGGCCUUCAGGCACUGGGCGCCGGGGCAGGCCUUCGGGGUCGGCCUCGAAGACUCCCAUGGAGAUACCCGAAGACCAGGAUCCCGGGGACGGGGGAAAGCCCUACGGAUGCGAUGUGUGCCGCCGCAGCUUCGCCACGCCCGGCCACCUGAACGCCCAUCAGAUCGUGCACCAGGACGAGCGCGAGCGCUGCUACAAGUGCGACUAUCCGCAGUGCAACAAGUCGUUUGUGGCGCGCAACAGCCUCUUCGAGCACCUGAAGCAGCACUACAGCAACGAGGAGUUCAAGUGCGACAUCUGCGGCAAGACCUUCAAGUCGACCAAAAAUCUGCAGAACCACAAGCAGAUCCACGACAAGGUGAAGCGCUAUGUCUGCCAGAUCUGUGGCUCGGCGUUCGCCCAGGCAGCCGGGCUGUAUCUGCACAAGCGGCGGCACAACCGCCCCAACGGAGUCGUCGGCGCUGUGGGCCGCUCGGGCCGGAGCACCCUGUGAGAUAGGGACUGCGAGGUGGACAAGGAUAGGGAUAAGGAGAAGGACCGGUCCAAGCGGAUGGCGGGUCGCGGAAGAGGGCGGGGCCGUGGCCGGGGUCGCGGCUACGAUCGCCACGUGAAAUAGUCCUGUAAGACCAACUAACUUAAUAUACUUGUCCGCGAUUAAAGGCAGCUAGCUGGCAUGUCGCACUCACUCAAUGUUCAGCCCUGUUUGAGUUUAUUUUUAACCAGACCCAGACCUUACUUUUAAACACCUUACUAUUUUAAAUCAAAUGUCCAACCUGACCACAUGUAUUAUUGUAUUUAAGCCUCAAGACUUAUUGUUUACUCGAUGUUUCGAUCCCACGAAUUCUCAGGGCUGGCUGUUUAUUGUAUGUAUUAUUUUAUUUAACAUUUUAUUGUAAUUAAGCGACUAGCAGCCUAGUUAAGAUCAGAUUGUAUUUUUAAACGAAUUACUUACCUGUAGUAGUACUUAAAGGCAAAACAAGUAUUUAACAAUGCAACAUAGGCUUAAGGUAGAUCAAAUGGCAAUGAUCCAGCUUCCGGGCUCCCACUAAAACGAAAGAGACGGAUGGAUAGCGAGCCAGAGAGAGAGAGAGAGAGAGAGAAGGAGAGUUAGGAAUAGGCUAACCAAUAGAUCUGUGCCAACUUCGAACCCGAAGCCAACCCCCUCCCCCAAGAACAUAAUAGUGUGUAAGCCUUGCAAAACAUUCCUCCCCGUCCCCCCCGAAACAUUCCAUAUUACCAAGUAUUUUAUUUAGUAUUCCAUGUGCUAACUAGUUUAUAUAGUGGAUAUAUAUUCCAAGUAAGCCCAGACCAGACCCCAGCAGCUAAAUCGGAUGGUAAUUAACAGCAAUAACUAAGUUACUAAGCAUCUGGAAAAUGUUAGUUUUAAGCUGAGAAACAGUGCAAGCAGAGCCAUAGGGACAACUCGAACAAGUGUGUCCUUAUGGCCCCGAUACGCACUGUCCGCCAACGACUGAAUCUGAAACACAUUUCGAGGAGAUCGCACUGCUUCGUCCUGUAACCGCGAAACUAUAUAAAUGUAAAUAGAAAUAUGUAACCUGAGCCAGUCGAUUACCAAGCUAUCUAACCAAGUCUCCAAGUCAAGAGACUCCAGAUUCACAAAAGAAGCUCCAUUUAGGCCUAAGUUCAUCUAGCACAAUUUCCACUCAUGCCAGUCAUCCAACAAAUCACCCAAAAGCUUAUCAAAGAGCAAAGCGCCACCUGAUAACACCCGGUCCGACUUGGUUUCCACUUGAGAUUUCUUCGGGAAACCAUUCCCAAUUUGUGAAAUAGUUAACAGCCCCCCUACCCAGGAUCUAAGGAGGAUGGCCCAGCGCAGCAGGCUCUAAGGAUCACAAGAAUCGUAACAAAAGUGCGCUUCCAGCAGAGUCAGAAACGAAAUACCGAAAGAGAAUACCUUAAAAGCAAACUAACUUAACUUGAAACUAAAAAAAACUAAAACCUUAAAACACUUGCAUAAAUAUGUACAUUUAAGGAAGCGUCUUCUAAAAUUGUAAAUUGAGAAACAAUACAAAUCACAAUUUUAAUUUAUAUCCUAGCAAUACCGAAUGAGAUUUUAGUACUAUAUGAUAUACAUACACAUCAUUAUACACCCUACACGUAUUCGAAAGACCCUCGAAUAAAAUAGGUUUAAAUUAAAAAACAAAAACAAGGAA